This is a messenger RNA of Leptidea sinapis, 3631 nucleotides long. RefSeq names its product CDP-diacylglycerol--inositol 3-phosphatidyltransferase (gene Pis). NCBI's taxonomy places the organism in Eukaryota, Metazoa, Arthropoda, Insecta, Lepidoptera, Pieridae. The record is from RefSeq and is a predicted model, not a curated record. Gene Ontology annotation, biological process: phosphatidylinositol biosynthetic process. Gene Ontology annotation, molecular function: CDP-diacylglycerol-inositol 3-phosphatidyltransferase activity. Bases 137 to 790 code for a protein of 217 amino acids. The transcript has 4 exons. Gene Ontology annotation, cellular component: membrane; Golgi apparatus.
AAAACAGAAUCUUACGACUUGUGGUAGGCGAAGAUGCUAGUUGUUUAUAAUUAAAUUAUACUAUUUAAAUACAUUUUCAUUCAAAAUUGGUGUUUGUGUUAACAGCUAAUCAGUACCUGCGGUUUGAGUGUUCAAAAUGUCUGAAUCUAAGGAAAAUAUCUUUCUAUUCGUGCCAAACAUUAUCGGUUAUGGGAGAAUUAUUUUAGCAGUUAUCGCGUUUUAUUAUAUGCCAACUAAUUGUUUGCUGGCCGUCGUAUGUUAUGUUACAUCGGCUUUGCUUGAUGCGAUCGAUGGGCAUGCAGCGCGAAUCUUUAAUCAGAGUACUAAGUUUGGAGCAAUGUUGGAUCAGUUAACAGACCGCGCUGGCACCGCUGGUCUUCUAAUGACGCUUGCUACAUUCUAUCCCGAGUACACCUUCUGGUUCCAAUUGUCUAUGAUCAUCGAUAUAACAUGCCACUGGCUGUUCCUACAUACAUCCACAUUGCAAGGGAAGACUUCCCACAAGUUCAUUGAUAUGUCGGAGAAUCCUAUAAUGCAUUUGUAUUAUACUAACAAAACAGUUCUUUUCUGGAUGUGCGCUGGAAAUGAAGCAUUCUACGCAGCCCUGUAUGUCAGCUACUUCUAUACAGGAUUUACCAUUCUAGGGCUCGGAAUAUUCCAGUGGAUCACAAUAUUGUCGGCACCUGUUGCGUUUGUGAAGACUCUGAUCUCCGUGCUGCAUGGUAUCGUGGCAUCCAUGAACCUGGCUACCAUUGACGUGAACGAGAGAGCCGCCGUAAAACAGAAUUAGGUAUACCAAAGUACUACAAUCUCAUUACUUAAUGUAUGUUAUGACCCCAAUUCAAAAGCAUUAUAGAAUUAAUGUUAUUAUGUAUUAGAGCUAUUUUUCCACUAAGUGACUAAUCACGGUUCACUGACAUGUUUGCUUGUGGCUACUUGUUAGAUUAUAUUGAAGCUGUAUUUUAAAAUGUAUGUCAAAAUAACGCUUAAAACUUUCAUGGCGCUUGCGACCUUUUUGGUCACGAGCAAAUACUCACCCCGUUAUUCAUAAUGGUCCGCUAACUUUAAACAGCCGCUUAGGAGUGUUUUUUCUCAUUCUGUCUUAGGUCAAUAGAAGAAGACAGAGUGAGAAUUAGCAAUGCUUUAAGUUAGCAGACUAUUAUGAAUAAGGGGGUUAUACAUUAUAAGCGCUUUCUAGUGCUGUGUGAUUUAUUUAUUUUUAUAAUAUUGACACAUUCUUACACAAAUUAUCUUGGCCAAACUAGGCAUAGCCUGUCUAUGGGUACAAGAAAAUGAUAUAUUUAAUACAAUAUACUUACAUAAACAUAUAUAAAUGAUUCCACGUACCGGAAUUCGAACCUGGGACCUCUAGCUCAGUAGGCAGGGUCAAUAUCCACUGGGCUAUAGGGGUCGUAAUUGUUUCAUUAUAGCGGUAAAUAAUGUAUUAGCGCUGCAGCAAACUUACUUUAUGAUACUACGACAGCCUCUCAAUGUCUCGAAUAUUUCUAGAUUUAUCUCGUAUUUAUUAGGCAUCAUCUCACUGACAUUGCUUUAUGUUUCCAAAACUGGACUCGUAUAAAUAGAAGCAUAUCGUAACUUUUUUGUAGGAAUAUGUUUUCAAACGUAAGCAGAAACUAAAAAUCAUCACUAAAUACAUUUUCUAUACAUCUGAUGGUGUAUAUCGACUACCAUAUUAUCGCUAUAGAGAAUACAUAUGAACCAAUCUGAAUUCAAGAAAGUGGUAAAUUGUGGUUGCCGGUGGUUUUAUCUCUCGCACACUGUUUUGUCCUAAGAGUAAACUCAUUUGAGUAAACUCAAAUCUAUUAUCUGUUCCUAUGAGAACGUAUUGCACUUUUGUUCCUUUUAAUAAGAGAAAUUGUAUAGGCUUUGAGUGGUAUUCUUUGAAGUGCCCAAUCUUACCUAUCUUAAGCCAAAUAACAAUUAUUAAUAUUACUAACGACGUUUUAACACGGCUAAUUCUACUGAAAUCGUAGGCAAGUGUUUAAUGCGCUUGGUGGAAAAUAGCUCUUAUAUUUAAAGGUAAAUAUUUAUCUCCUAAAUGUUUAGGAUUUAGAAUUAGACUAAGAUAAAAUAUGUAUGUUCAAGCUUUGUUUAUAAUUUUGAACUUAUAUGUACGUUGUAACGAUUUUCAAAUGAGGCGAAUCAAUGCAUUGUUUAGUGGUUGGGCUAUUAAAAAGCAAUUUGCUUAAGAGCGUCAUGACCUCGAUAGAAGGCGAGUUAUGGACUACAUGAAAUAUGGCUUUACUCUAUUUUUACAAAUAAGUCGCAGCUACUGUGAGAGUGGGUUACUUUAACCAGUAAUUUAAACUAUAUACAGUAAAAGCUCCUUAUUCAAGCUACCUGUAUUCGCAUGUUUAAAAAAUAAAUUCCCGGCUCCAAGAUUACUCAUGUGCAUGCUCAAUCUCGGUAUGCGAGAUCCCGCAAAGCCGAGAUUGGAAGUCCUAGGACUAUUCCUAGGAACGUGACUUUUUCUCAUAAAAUAUGUAGCGCAUGUUAGCAACACAAUAAUUCGUAUGCAAUUUAAAAAAGCUAUGUUACGCAGUACACUAAUUACGGGUUACCCCCAGGAAGAUUGUAACCAACUCUUACGGUAGGUACCUUUUAUUUGUCUUUUUAUAUUUUGUUAAUUGAACUUUAUUUUACGAUGUUAUCAACAACUACGUUUUGCGUUUGUUACUGUUGUUGCUAGUCAGCCUAGCAAUAUUUUAUUGUAUAUUUGCAUUUAUUUGAUAGAUCAUUUUAUUAAUUUUACGUAUAAGGUAGCAUUUUUUGUACAAUUCCUUGGUAGGUAGGUACAUUAUUAUAGUUAGGUACUUACCUAUUUAUUUGUUUAGGUUUUCGGUUAAUGACAUGGAUUCGCAAAUAUUAUUUGUUUAUUUUUAUAUUAUGUACGAAAAUGAUGAAAUAGUUAAGCUCUGUUCAAACUGAGGCGAAUAACGCGCGGGGCGCGGUACUGAAGUCGCUCGCGCCGAUUGUGUCAGCUAACUUGUAUGGACGUGUUCAAAUUGACGCGAGUAGUCGCUCAAGUUGAAGCGAAACAAGAGCGGGUCGUCCGGCGGGAUUGUUUGAUCUCACAAUGUAUGAUGUUUCUCCACUGAAGAACCAAAAAUAACACGCGAGAAGUCGCGUCAGUUUGAGAGGCUAAGCGAUCGAGCGAAUUGCUCUAAAACGCUCAUCCCGCGCGUUAUUCGCCUCAGUGUGAACAGAGCUUUAUUACGCAAACUUUUUAUUGAUAAGAGGUGCGGAUCAUUAAAAAUGAGAGUGAUUUUGACCCAAAUAUAAUUAAAUACGAAAAAUGUGCUAUGUGAUAGUAGAUACCUAUUUAAGAAACCCUAUUCUGGUAAUAGUUUCAUUAAAUGAUUCCACUCUGUAUAGUUACUAGGGAACACAUUAUUAAAAUGUUAAUAUAUUAUUUUCAUGACAAUGUCAGUAUCAUAAUAAAUUGACUUGGUCAAUUCCCUAAGUGAUUUAAUCAAAUCACGGAGUAAUGUUUAAAUCACUUAAGGAAUUGACCAAAUCUCUCUUAUAAUCAUAUCCUUGCGACAUAUUUAUUAUUAUAUAUAAUAAAUUCUGAAGGCAUUUUAUUUUCUAAUAAAUAUUUUUGUGUGUU